Zygosaccharomyces rouxii is the source of this 846-nucleotide messenger RNA. It is a transcript of the gene CFD1, whose product is annotated as iron-sulfur cluster assembly protein CFD1. The transcript has a single exon. The record is from RefSeq and is a predicted model, not a curated record. Gene Ontology annotation, biological process: iron-sulfur cluster assembly. Gene Ontology annotation, cellular component: cytosol. Bases 1 to 846 code for a protein of 281 amino acids. Gene Ontology annotation, molecular function: ATP binding; 4 iron, 4 sulfur cluster binding; ATP-dependent FeS chaperone activity. Lineage: Eukaryota; Fungi; Ascomycota; Saccharomycetes; Saccharomycetales; Saccharomycetaceae.
AUGGAAGAACCUAUGAGUGCCUCUCUUGAGGCCCUAAGUCAGAUAAAACAUAUAUUUUUAAUCCUCUCAGGUAAGGGUGGUGUUGGUAAAAGUUCGGUGACUACGCAGGCCGCCCUGGCGCUAUGCAACCUUGGCUAUAAAGUUGGUGUUCUGGAUAUUGACCUCACAGGACCUUCCCUGCCGAGAAUGUUUGGUUUGGAAGGUCAAAGUAUUUUACAAUCUCAACAGGGUUGGAUACCUGUUCCGAUUCCAGUACCAGAUGACAUAAAGGGAACAUUAAAAGUGAUCUCUUUGGGAUUUCUAUUAGAUGAUAGAGGCAAUAGCGUUGUUUGGAGAGGACCUAAAAAGGCUUCUAUGAUCAAGCAAUUCAUUUCAAGCGUUGCUUGGGGUGAAUUGGAUUAUCUUUUAAUCGACACACCUCCCGGGACGGGGGAUGAACAUAUAUCUAUUGCAGAACAAUUGAGAUGGUCGAAUCCAGAUGGUGCUAUUAUUGUAACGACCCCACAAAGUGUUGCUACUGCAGAUGUGAAAAAAGAAAUUAAUUUCUGCAGAAAAGUGGAAUUGGACAUCUUGGGAAUUGUAGAGAACAUGUCAGGAUUCAUAUGUCCCCACUGUGCAGAAUGCACAGAUAUUUUCUCUAGUGGGGGAGGUUCAAAAUUGGCCGAAACUUACUCAGUACCAUAUCUAGGUGCUAUUCCCAUAGAUCCUAGGUUUGUGGAAUUAAUUGAAAAUCAAUCUACUGCAGGUGAAUUAUUAGUGCGUUCAUAUCACGAAUCAUCCAUUUUUUCCGUCUUUAAAGAGAUUCUUAACAAAUUAUUAGAACAGCAGAAACCACCUAGAUUUUAA